This is a messenger RNA of Linum trigynum, 1452 nucleotides long. NCBI's taxonomy places the organism in Eukaryota, Viridiplantae, Streptophyta, Magnoliopsida, Malpighiales, Linaceae. The record is from the annotation of a GenBank genome assembly.
CAGUUUCAUUUUUUUUUUCAAAAUUCCAGCCCCCCUCUCGCCGGAAACUCGGCCUCUUCCUCUUCUCCUUCGAUUUUCCGGCCAUAACUCCCUCUCUCGACCUCCAAAUCACAAACCGCGAAAGCCCCCACGCUCCUGGCGUUGAGGAGCACAUUCCCCAAAGAUUUGGGCUUGUUUGGCCGAGGUUGGGUCGCAAGCGGCGAGUUCUCCGGCGAGUCUCCGGUGUGUUUUCCGGCGACUUAGGGUGUUUUCUUCCACUUUCUUCACCUCUCUCGUGGGUCUCUCCUUGCGUCUCCAGGUGUGUUCUCCUUGUCUUUUCUUUUAUUUCUGGAGAAUCGAUACCUAGAGUUAGGUGAAGAACUUGUGAUUGUGGCAUGAUUUGUGGAUGAUUGGGUAGGCCGAUGACGCUUUUUGCUUGUUCUAUUUUUGCCUCGGGAUUUCAGUUAUUCGGCCUACCAUUUGCAUGUUGCAUUGUAUGCGGGCUUGUGUGGUUUUUGUGUGUGGUGGAUCGAUUGGUGCUUAUUUAGUACGGUUUUGGUAUGCUUGUUUCACCGGGGGCCUAGUCCACUGUCCGAAUCGCUUGAUUUGAGGGUCCCCGGUGUGUUUUGUUGUGUAAUUCUCGUGUGAUGGGUAUGCUUGUUUCGCUGGGAGUCUAGUCCACUGUCCAUAUCUUUCGAUAUGAGGGCUCCCGGUGUGGUUUUUGGCCUAACAUUGACCCUGUUCGCUUGUGUACCAUUUGUACUUCCUUGUGCUUUGCAGGAUCAUGGAAGCCUACCUCGACCAGCUGAGCAUCACCCAGCGCCAUCUGCUGCGGAACCUUCGUAACCGCACCAUUGCCGAGCACCUGCACCUCGAUUUUGAGGUGUUCGAGGCGCUUCAUGCCAGGCCGCAGAUGGAGGCCGUGGUUCGCCCCUAUGGUUGGAGGCGCCUUCUCACCCUCGCCGAGCCGACCUACCAGGAGCUUGUUUGGGAGUUCUACGCUUCCUUCCACCAUUCCUCGAAGGGGUCCGCCGACCAUGCUGAUGCGGUUCAAUUCACACUCGGCGAGGUGGAGUACUCCCUCAGCUACUGGGAGUUCGCCAAUGCACUUAGGCUCAACUCCCCGCACUCUAGCGACCGGCCCCUACGCUUGGACCUCUCUGAUCCCACCGACUUUGCUUCCUAGGCUUACUUCCAGCGAAUCUGCCUGCCGAACAAUGUGGAUGAACAGUACGUUGCCAGCCAGACGCGGGCCUCUCUCCUCCGUCCGGAGUGGCGGAUCCUCAACCACUUGCUCACCCAGUCCUACACACCCAGCAAAGGCUCAUCCAACCAGGUCACACUCCGGACACUCUGGUUCAUGCAUGCGAUGGGUCGUUCUGAGGACACCAUCCAGCUGGAGCCAAAACACGGGACAUUCGGUCGAGCUAGAGCCAAAACACGGGCAAGCCUAAAUCAAAGCACGGUCGUGUU